AUGGCCUCUCUCUUUUCCCCUUUCUACUCUCUUUUAACCGUUACACCUGAGUCUUACCACCACGGUCAGGAAACCAGAGACAAUUCUCCUUCACAAAUAGCUUAUAGUAGCAUAGUAUUGCUGAAGAAACUGGGACUAUGUUUUCUGAGUGCUGCAUAUGUGUGCAUGGUUCUAUUUUUAGUUCUGAUUUUAGCUUCUGUGGUGGGUGUAGGGUUGGUUCGGUUUUGGGUUGAGGAGCCUCUGAUUGUUCAUGAACGUUUGCAUUUUGAUUACACUGAAACUCACCCUUCAGCUGUUUUUUCGUUUACUGGUGGAGUUAGUGCUGGUGGAGGAUAUAUUAAGAAAAAACACGUACGUGUUCCAGUUGGUCACACAUUUUCUGUUUCUUUGUCACUCUUGAUGCCCGAAUCUGACUUCAACAGAGAGCUUGGAGUGUUUCAGUUGACAGCAGAACUUGUAUCAGUAAAUGGAAAUGUGAUGUCAAAAUCAAGCCAGCCAUGCAUGUUAAGGUUCCGAAGCUCGCCGAUUCGGCUGGCGAGGACAGUUAUGAUGGGUGUGCCUUUAGUACUAGGAAUCUCAGCUGAGACACAGAAAAUCAAUUUAGAAAUACUAAGGCACAAGGAAAUGAAUCAAAGAAGCAGUGCUGUAAGAUUAACCCUUCAUCCAAGAGCAGGAACUUCAUCUCUUCCACAGCUAUACGAAGCUGAAAUUGUUCUUAACUCUCACCUACCUUGGACAAAGGAGUUACUCAGGAAUUGGAAGUGGGCUUUAUAUGUUUGGGUUUCAUUGUAUGUGUACGUUUUGCUACUCAUGAUUCUCCUAUGUUUCUAUAGGCCACUCAUAUUUCUAGUCACACCAGAGUCUUUCAGUAGUCAUAGGGUGAGUGAAGGUGUGACAAAUGAAGAACUUAAAGAGUUACAAGAUGGAGAGUUAUUGGGUGAUGAGAGUGAUGUUUCUGAGUUGUUGAGGAAAUUGAGAGUUAGCAGAAGUAAUAGAAAGACUAUACUAUCACAUGGUGGUGUUGGUGUGGAAGAAACAGUAGGCUCAUCUGCUUCAAGCAUUCUCUUGUCUGCUACUAGAGAAGAUGUAACUAGUGUUGAUGUGGAAGAUGAUGUUGAGGAUUCUGAAUCAGUGUGCAUUGAUUAG
Messenger RNA from Vicia faba (fava bean), 1146 nucleotides. The record is from the annotation of a GenBank genome assembly. NCBI's taxonomy places the organism in Eukaryota, Viridiplantae, Streptophyta, Magnoliopsida, Fabales, Fabaceae.